UGUAGUGGGAAAGGAAGCACAGCAUUCAGUCCAUCCCAUCCACUCUUGCCUUUAAGACAGAAGCAGCAGAAGACUGUGCAUUCAGACGACAGUCCUAACCACAGAGAUCGUGCAAAUUCUUUGACACAAACUGAAGUGCCACCCCGUUCUUCAGUGGUGGCAUGGGCAGAGAAAAGGCCAAGGCCCCUUUCACAGCCACCAUUUGCCCUUCACUGUGGUGAUGAUGUUGAUGCAACCUCCGGAGACAGUAUUAGUCUUGCUCGAUCCAUCAGCAAGGACAGCCUGGCUUCAAACAUCAUCAACGCCACUCCUAAACACCAGCUGCCUAAUUCAUCUGCACCAAUUGGUUCAAGGAGUCUUUUAGGACAUGUAGACAUAGAGGAUGAGGAGGAAGAACUUGUUGCAUAUAUUAGAUCAGGUGAAGCAUCAAAUCAAGGAGACCUUGAAUUGCAGAGCUUUUCCUCCCGAGCCUCAAGCCAGCAGGCAACAGCAAGGUCACCAAGAAGGCCAAAACCGGAUGAAGAAAAAUCGGGCAGCUUCUUCUUAGAACCUUUAAUGCCCGCAGUCCUUAAACCGGCAAAAGAAAAACAAAUUGUACAUAAAAGGGAAGAAUAUGGUGAAAGCAAGCCAAAAGCAUUUGUUCAUAGACGUGAAAAUGAAGGCACUACUCAUUCUUUCCCACGAAAGAAAAUCACUACUAAUCACAUUGCACAUAAUUUGAAUAGAACUUAUACCCCUGUCUGUAGUUCAGAAUUCCCAGCCACAGAGAGUCCUAGGAUAGAACCUUUACAGGCAUCAAUGGAAAGUGGUGCUGGGUCUUUUCGACCCCUUGCUACCAGUAGCAUCGAUCCAUUGGUUCAGCCUAGUGCUGGAUUUUUUCUUCAUGAUUCUAAGUCUGACAUGGUUGAUGAAGAAAAGUUGACACAGCUCCCACUAGAAAAAGUCAAAGAUUCAGAAAGCACGUGGACAUUAUCAAGGCAAGACUCUGACUCUGACAAUUUGGAUCUAGAAGAGGAGUGUGACCAAGAACCUGUUCCUCCUCAUCCAGUAUGCAAAUACAUUGGUGAAGAAGAGUCCGCUAAGCUGCAGGAAGACAUGAAAGUAAAGGAAAAUGAUGACAAAGAUGAUGCCAGUGGACGCUCAAGCCCCUGUCUAAGCACCAUUUCCCAGGUUAGCAGUGUCUCUUUGGCUAGCGGCAGCGUACGAAUGACUAGUUUUGCUGAGAGAAAGUUUCAAAGACUUAAUAGCUAUGAAACAAAAUCUAGUACGAGCAGUUCACAGAAAACCACCCCUGAUGGUUCUGAAUGCUGCCCUCCUCCACUGACCACCUGGAAGCAACGGAGGGAGCAGAGUCCUGGUGGACAGAACAAAGACAAUGCUAAUGUCCUAGCUUCUGAACUGGUACAACUUCACAUGCAGCUGGAGGAGAAGAGAAGAGCCAUUGAAGCUCAGAAGAAAAAGAUGGAAUCUUUGUCAGCACGCCAGCGGUUAAAAUUGGGUAAGGCAGCAUUCUUGCAUGUCGUGAAAAAGAGCAAGCAUGAAGGGUCGUCUCAUCCACUGAGGCCGGAAUAUCCAUUGAAGGACUUUACCAAGCAAACUGCGGCAGAUACGGUGACCAUCACUUCUAAAGCUGAACAAGUCCUUGAAAAAGUGGACUUCCCAAGUGAAGUUUCUAAGCAGGCAAACGUUCAAGAAGUUUUAGAACAGAAGCCGAAAGAGGUUGAUUUGGAUGAAGGUGAAGUGUGUAAUGUGGUAGCUAACGCCAGCCCCGACGAUGCCGAUUCUGAGAUUGAUGUGAAUGAGUGUAACCUCUCCAUUGAAAAGUUGAAUGAGACCAUAACCACCCUACAAAAGGCAAUACUAAAAAUAUCUCAACAGCAAGAACUGCUCAUGAAAGCCCCAGCCUCUGUGCUCCCGGCUCUUAAAACUAAUAGCCAGGACCUCAAAUUAAACCCACCUGUUCACUUUGUAGAGCCUCUGUCUCCACCAGGAACUGGCCCAGGACCUCGUAAAAAUCGGUUUGCUCAGGGUCGAACCCCACGCUUUUCUCGGGCCUCUGAACAUAAAAUGUCUAAAGAAAAAAUGCAGAACUCCUCCCGUGUAAUAACACCAACUCAAAGCAUAGAGACCUUACCUCAUUUAAAAUCAGUUCCAGCUCUGAAAUCGCCCAUCACUCCUAUAGGAGAGGUAACAGAUAAAAGGGCAGAGCAAAGCUUUCGGCUACACGAGGAAUACAACCAGAGGACAUUUGUUCUUUCCACCUCCAAAGAUGCCAAUAUUAUAUCAGACCAAGUGCAUAAGGAUGCUGUCAACAGUUUGCGGGCUUGUGUGGGCUCCUCAGAGAGUUCUGGCAAAGAAAACGUUCCUGUGGAUGAGCGGCUAAAGAACAAGUCUAGCCUGAUAGAGGUAGAUCUAUCUGAGCUUAAAGAUCCUGUUGAAGAGGAAGAGAUUGAUAAUCCAGAGAAGUCCACAGAUGUUAUUGGUGAAGAUCAGAAGUCCGGAGUUGGGUUUUUCUUCAAAGAUGAACAGAAAGCAGAGGAUGAGCUGGCUAAGAAGCGAGCUGCCUUUCUGUUGAAACAGCAGAAAAAAGCAGAAGAGGCUCGUGUCAGGAAACAGCAGCUGGAGGCUGAAGUUGAACUAAAGAGAGAUGAAGCCCGGCGAAAGGCUGAAGAAGAGCGCAUACGAAAGGAUGAGGAGAAAGCCAGAAGGGAACUCAUCAAACAGGAGUAUCUACGACGGAAGCAGCAACAAAUAUUAGAGGAGCAAGGGAUAGGACGGCCCAAACCGAAGCCCAAACCUAAAAAGUCUCGCCCGAAAUCUGUCCAUCGAGAGGAAUCCUACAGUGACUCAGGAACCAAAUAUUCCUCUACACCUGACAACUUAAGCAGCGCGCAAUCUGGGUCUAGUCUGUCAUUGGCAUCUGGAGCUACUACGGAGGCAGAAAGUGUCCAUUCUGGUGGAACACCGUCACACAGAGUGGACUCUGUUGAAGCCUUGUCAUUGGGAAGCAGACACCAGAGCAGAACCGCAGAGCGAGAUUGGGAGAAUGCAUCCACUGCAUCAUCUAUAGCAUCAGUGGCGGAGUAUUCAGGUCCAAAACUUUAUAAGGAGCCGAGCAGCAAGUCCAAUAAACCAAUAAUCCACAAUGCUAUAUCUCACUGCUGCCUGGCCGGGAAGGUAAACGAAGCACAGAAAAAUCAAACUCUGGAUGAGCUAGAAAAGUGCGAUGCCAACCACUACAUCAUCCUGUUCCGAGAUGCUGGAUGCCAGUUUCGAGCACUUUAUUCUUAUUAUCCCGACUCCGAGGAAAUCUGCAAGCUAACUGGAACAGGUCCAAAGAGCAUCACCAAGAAAAUGAUCGACAAACUGUAUAAGUACAGCUCAGACAGGAAACAGUUUACUGUCAUCCCCGCCAAAACCAUGUCGGUGAGCGUUGAUGCACUGACUAUCCAUAACCACUUGUGGCAAGCCAAGCGACCCGCGCUGCCAAAGAAGAAUCCCCUGUCCAAGUGA
This is a messenger RNA of Staurois parvus, 3513 nucleotides long. The record is from the annotation of a GenBank genome assembly. Lineage: Eukaryota; Metazoa; Chordata; Amphibia; Anura; Ranidae.